Messenger RNA from Dictyostelium discoideum AX4, 1158 nucleotides. RefSeq lists its product as hypothetical. Bases 1 to 1158 code for a protein of 385 amino acids. The transcript has a single exon. Lineage: Eukaryota; Evosea; Eumycetozoa; Dictyosteliales; Dictyosteliaceae. The record is from RefSeq and is a predicted model, not a curated record.
AUGAAUUUAAAAUCUCAAUUUUUAUUAAUAGUGGUUUGUUUAUUUUCUUUGGUAUGUUUAAUUGAUUGUCAUAAGAAAUGUGAUAAUUGUAAUAAAUAUUCAUGGGAAAAAGUAAAACAAAAAGGAAGUUUGCCACCACUUGCAUGGGAUGGUUCAAGUGCAUAUGAUGAAAGAAAUGAAUUAUUCUAUGUAUUUGGAGGUCUUAACGGUUCAUAUCCAAAUGAUGAAGCAAUUAAUUCAUUUUAUGUUUUUAAUGUUAAAACAUCAAGUUGGACCAACCUUAUGGCACCAAGUUCAAUUACACCAAGAGCAGAAACAAUGAUGUUCCAUGAUAAAAGAGGAAAUUAUGUUUAUUUAUCCGGUGGUCGUGGUCCAUUCAGAAGAGGUAUCAAUAUAGUUUAUAACUCAACCCAACGUUAUGAUGUUAGAAAAAACGUUUGGACAGAACUCAAUCAAACUUCAUUCCAACAAAACCUUGCCAAUCGUUCAGUUGAAGCCGAAACCGUCUCCAAAACAGGUAAAUCUUAUGCUUUCAGUGGUUCAACUUCAACCUUACCAGCCUUCAUUCGUGUUCCAGGUGCCCUUAAAACUGAUACCAUUGUUUUUGAUUCUGUCAAUGGAUGGCAACAAGUCGAUGUAGUAGGUGCAUCACCAACCCCAAGAGCUCAUCAUCAUUUACACUAUAAUGAAGAAUUAGAUUCAAUUUUCACCUAUGGCGGCUAUACCAAUUGUAGUACCUACACCACCAAUGAAUGUAAUUAUCUUGGCGAUUUAUGGAGUCUUGAUUUAUCAACAAAAGUUUGGAAGCAACAUCUCUUUGAUGUAACCAAAGGACCAGGAAAUAGAGAUAAUGCCAAAUUCAUUUAUUCCGAUCAAAAUCAACUUUUCUUAAUUGGUGGAAGUAAUUAUCAAUACACCAACUUUAUGGAUGUAUGGCGUUUUGAUUUAAUUACAAAUGAAUGGACUCAAUUAACCAUUUUACCAUUAGUUGAUCCAGAAACUUAUAUUCAAACUCCAAUUCCAAGUACAAUCGGUAGCUUCUAUUUCAAACAUAUCAGAAAAUGUAGUGUAGAAUUUUACUUUAGCAGAGGUUCACUCAGUGAAAUUUCAGGAAGUCCAUUAGUUAAUGACAUGUAUAAAUUAACAAUCCCAAUUUAA